This is a messenger RNA of Carcharodon carcharias (great white shark), 3017 nucleotides long. RefSeq names its product glucocorticoid modulatory element-binding protein 1-like. NCBI's taxonomy places the organism in Eukaryota, Metazoa, Chordata, Chondrichthyes, Lamniformes, Lamnidae. The record is from RefSeq and is a predicted model, not a curated record. The transcript is spliced from 9 exons. Bases 201 to 1922 code for a protein of 573 amino acids. Gene Ontology annotation, biological process: positive regulation of transcription by RNA polymerase II. Gene Ontology annotation, cellular component: nucleus. Gene Ontology annotation, molecular function: RNA polymerase II cis-regulatory region sequence-specific DNA binding; DNA-binding transcription activator activity, RNA polymerase II-specific.
UAGGACAUCACGCCGCGCCGACGCUGGCAGGGAGACGUUGGUGACGGAAAAGCGCCGAAGCAGCGACCGUGGGGCCUCGGCCGUUUCUCGGUUGUUUAGCGCCAGUCAGAGCCCGCGGGUGGGCCGGUGGGCCCCGCAGGCUCGCUCGGAGGCGGCGGCGGGCGAUCGUUUGGCGCGAGAGGGGGAAGCGAGAAGGAAAAAUGGCGAACGCGGCCGAGGUGAACGCGGUGCCUGUUGGGGAUGUGGUCGUGGUGAAGGCCGAGCCCGCGAGUCUGGAGGGGGAGAGCUCGGAGGAGAGCAAGACCCAAGUCAUCCUACAGCUGCAGCCGGUCCAACAUGGCAUGUGUGAAGAAGGAGCAGAAUCGAAUUGCAAUGCUUCAGUUGUGACCGUGGAGACUCACACUUUACAGAAACUAGCAGACGGGGAAGAUAUCUGCAAUGAGCUCAAUGAAGAAGUUGAAAUUGCCUAUCCCAUUACUUGUGGCGAAAGCAAAGCUAUUCUCUUGUGGAAGAAGUUUGUUUGCCCCGGUAUUAACGUGAAAUGUGUAAAGUUUAAUGAUCAGCUCAUAAGCCCAAAACAGUUUGUACACCUGGCAGGGAAAUCUACACUGAAAGACUGGAAGCGGGCGAUUCGAAUAGGAGGUAUAAUGUUGAGGAAGAUGAUGGAUUCUGCACAGUUGGACUUCUAUCAACAUGAUAAAGUUUGCACCAACACCUGCCGCAGUACAAAGUUUGACCUUCUAAUCAGCAGUGCCAGGGCGCCGGUUCCCAGCCAGCAGAGCAAUGUGAUACAGACCCCUACCUCCAUGGAUGGCAAUGGGGCACACAUCACUGUAUCUGAAGAGAACACGGAAGAGUGCAUCGAGUGGAGUCCAGCUCUGACCACAGUUGCUGUUACUACAGAGGAUUUAAACAGGAAAGAUGGCGAAGAGAUCUCUGAGGACACCCUGGCCUUCUGGAAAGGAAUAGCAGAUGUGGGUUUGCUUGGGGAAGUUGUCACUAACAUUCAGAAGGAGCUGAUGGAAAUGCUAGCAGGCGUUCAGCAGAGAAUGGGUCAGAGUACCCUGCAGAUCACAGAUGCUGCUGUUCUGAACAAUAUGGCACACACUUUUGGCCUCCUGGAGACUGUGAAGAAAGUUUUGGACAAAAGGAAGAGUCAGACUGAUCAAAGCCAAGAACAAAUUCAUAGUGACCUUGCAGAACUAGAACGUCAGCUGGAGGAGCAGAGGAGACGAGCCAAGGAGCAGAAACUGAAAAACCAAACUCUGCAAAACGUGGUGCUGAUGCCGAUCGCUACUCCCAAACCCAACAAGCGCCCCCGAUUGCAGAGACCCGCCUCAGCCACCAUCCUCACCCCGACCACCCCCGUCCAAACACCCCAGUUCACCGUCAUAUCACCUAUUGCCAUCACUCCAAUAGGAACAAACUUUUCUGUCGCCAAUGUCACAACCAUGCCUGUGGCCAUUGGCCAACAGUCCAGCCCCGUCACUGUCCACACACUGUCGGGCGGAUCCCAGCUCUUCACCAGGUAUGCUGGUGUGGUCACUGCGGCCAAGACGACGGCCUCUGACACUGUCACCAUUCAUCCCGCCUCCAGCCUCGCCCUGCUGAGCACAGCGGCCAUCCAAGACAGCAACACGAUCACAACCAUGGCUGGCAUGAACGUGGGCCCCGUGGAACUGGUCACUGUGGACUCGGGCCUGGUUUCUGUCGUUCAGAGCCACAGUGUUGACCAUUCAACGGCGGAAUCACAGACUGUGAUCGAAAUUCACCCUGGGCCAGAGAUGGACUCGGACCCAGAUGGUGCAGCGGAAGCAGAGUGUGACGACAAGGUGCCGGACACGGACAACGAGACUCAAAUACAAGCCAUCGAAGUUGUGACCCAGGAGGAACAGCAGAAUGAGAGAAAUGAUGAAAAUUAAUUAAAAACAAAUUUUGAGUUAUUGAAGUACUUGCUUGGCUGUAUCUGAAUGUACUGUUACCAAAACAUAGUUAUGUGUAAAAGGUAUGAAUUUCAACGCGAGGAUUUUUUUUAAAGGAAGGAAUGCAAUACUAUAAUGCAUUCUUUGCGCUGUGUUCCGCCUAUUCAGCUGGACCCUCAACCUUGGAUCAGAAUUUGCUCCAGUUUGCCUUGUUUUGCAAGCUGCUAACGACCAAGCGGUGUUUGGGUAGCAUGUUAGCAUCUUGACCUUAGCGAUCUCGCAUUGUCUGUCCCCCUCCCCUUCCUAGAAUAACUUGUAAAGAGGAUGCAAGCUCAGGUUCACUGAUGUAAAUUAAUAUAAAAUAAAUCCCCCACCCAAUAUUUCCAAUUGAUCGCUACAAAUCAGCCGCCACUGACAAUUACAACACCAGAUGGGUUGACUCAGUUUUACUUAAGUCCUAAUCUGAUGAUGACAUUCACUUUUGAUUCCAUACCCUGGAAGGGUUUGGGAUACUCUUGCUGCAUGAAACAAAGCAAAAGUUUUAAGAGUCAUUGAUAGUCGGUGACAGAACUGACUCAAGAAGUGUUCAGAGGCUAUGCUGCAUUGGGUACUUGGAGGAGGUUUUGGGAGGUAAUCACUACAAGUGUAACUGAUUAGGAAGAAACAACUGCAGCAGCUGUAAAUCUGAAGUGAAAACAUAAAACUGCUGGAAAUGCACAGCAGAUACGCCAGCAUCUGAAAAAUCAAAACACGAUUCCGCACCUUGUGGAAUCAGCUUUAAAAAAAAUCCACUUGUAAAACGUUAACUUGUCAUCUCUAUUCAGGUGCUGCCGAACCUUGCUGUGUGCUUGUAUUUUUACUCUUUUAAGUGUAACCCUCUUGCAUAUCCUUGCCAAAAUUUGAACGAGCCUCCUUUGUGUAAGGGCAGCUUCAAUGUGUCUCCUUUCCAAUGAUGUUUUCAGAAGUUUCUUAAUGUGAGCCUGUAUUGUUUUCAUUUGCUUCUUAUUAUGAAUCCACACUAUGUACAUUUUUUUUACUAAACCAACAAAAAAUGCAUAGCAUUCCUGUAUAACAAUUAAAUGCAUGUGACAGAAA